This is a messenger RNA of Carassius auratus (goldfish), 9063 nucleotides long. RefSeq names its product one cut homeobox 2 (gene onecut2). The transcript has 2 exons. Gene Ontology annotation, molecular function: RNA polymerase II cis-regulatory region sequence-specific DNA binding; DNA-binding transcription factor activity, RNA polymerase II-specific. The record is from RefSeq and is a predicted model, not a curated record. The coding region runs from base 467 to 1861 and encodes 464 amino acids. Gene Ontology annotation, biological process: regulation of transcription by RNA polymerase II. Gene Ontology annotation, cellular component: nucleus. NCBI's taxonomy places the organism in Eukaryota, Metazoa, Chordata, Actinopteri, Cypriniformes, Cyprinidae.
UAGAGGAUGAACCGGAUAACCGAUGCGUCUGCGCUGACAGCGAAGCGCUCGUCUGACGCGCGAUUCCAGAUGCACAGCCAGCGACUCCGAAGGGCUUCAUGGAAGCGUCAGCGAUUGGCCAGAGGCGCGCUGGCGAGGAACGCGAUUGGACCCUCCGGCGCGUCAAUCAAGGCUAAACUCCUCCCCUUUCAGCAGGGUCGGGUGCGCGCGAAGCAAGCCCACCCCAAACACGUCCAGCUGCCCAAACAGAAGACGCAGGAGGAGUAGAGGACUCGGACAUGGGGAGAAAUCAGCACUGGCCCGUCUGAUAGAGAUCGGUGUUUUUAUUUAUUAAAAAAAGGAGGAAAAGAACCCGAGAGGCCUUUGGAGAUAGAGAGAGAGAGAGAGAGGGAGAGGGAAAAAAGAAAAACAAUUACGGAGAGAAACACAUCCCUGGCACAAAGCUGGAGAUAAAUCAAUGGACUGAAUGAAGACUGCCUAUAACGCCUAUCGAUGCCUGGCCAAGGAUUUGGAUGCGUACGCCAUGAACCCAGAGAUGACAAUGGACAUUGGCAGCCUCAGCCAUGAGCAGGACUUGAUGAGCAGCCACAGCCCCCAUCACAACCGCAAUCCGGGGGCUUCCUUGCGGAUACACCAGGAUCUGACCGUGGCGCCGUCGCGCUCCGCGAUGGUCUCCAGUAUGGCUUCGAUUCUGGACGGCGGCGGCGGCGCAGGAGGAGAGUACCGUCCCGAGCUCUCGCUGCCGCUCCAUCACGCCAUGAGCAUGCCCUGCGACACCUCCCCAUCCGGGAUGAGCGGCACCUACACCACCCUGACCCCUCUGCAGCCCCUGCCGCCGAUUUCCACCGUGUCCGACAAAUUCCACCAUCCGCACCAUCACCACCAUCACCACCAGCGUUUCUCUGGGAACGUGAGCGGCAGCUUCACCCUCAUGCGGGACGAGAGGACUCUACCAGCCAUGAACAACCUCUACAGCCCCUACCACAAAGACAUGAGCGGGAUGGGGCAGAGUUUGUCCCCUCUGGGCAACGGCUUGGGCUCCAUCCACAACGCACAGCAGACGCUCCACAACUACGGCGCGCACAGCCACGAUAAGAUGCUGAGCUCCAACUUCGACGCGCACACUGCCAUGCUGGCCAGAAGUGACCAGCACCUCUCCAGAGGCCUCGGUGGCCCCGCGGCGGGCAUGAUGCCCCACCUCAACGGGAUGCACGGGCAUCCGGGCCACCCUCAAUCCCACGGGCCCGUGUUGGCUUCCAACCGGGACAGACCGCUCUCCUCCUCCUCCUCCUCCGGAGCGCAGGGCUCCAGCUCGGGGCAGCUGGAAGAGAUCAACACCAAGGAAGUGGCGCAGCGCAUCACGGCCGAGCUCAAGCGCUACAGCAUCCCGCAGGCCAUCUUCGCGCAGCGGGUGCUGUGCCGCUCGCAGGGCACGCUCUCCGACCUGCUGCGGAACCCCAAACCCUGGAGUAAACUCAAGUCCGGCCGUGAAACGUUUCGCCGCAUGUGGAAGUGGUUACAGGAGCCCGAGUUUCAGAGGAUGUCGGCCCUUCGGCUUGCAGAAACCCCCGAAGCGUGCAAAAGAAAAGAGCAAGACCCGAGCAAAGACAGGAGCAAUACACCAAAGAAAUCGCGGCUGGUUUUCACAGACCUGCAGCGGCGAACGCUUCUGGCCAUCUUUAAGGAGAACAAGCGUCCGUCCAAAGAGAUGCAGCUGACCAUCUCGCAGCAGCUGGGUCUGGAACUGAACACUGUCAGCAACUUCUUCAUGAACGCCCGCAGACGCAGCCUGGACAAAUGGCUGGACGAGGGGGGUCUGGGCAACACGUCGUCCACCUCCAGCACUUGUACCAAAGCGUGAUCAGGUGACGGUCAGUUUUUUAAGAGGAGAAAAUCAUUCCGAAGGGCAACGAGAGGAGAGAAGCUGCUUACCGGCUCGAAACACACCGAGCUGUUCAUCCAAAGAGCUAAACGCUGAAGAGAAACCAAAGGGUCUGCAUUCAACAUCUACAUUCAUUUCCAGAAGUGUGUGUGUGUGUGUGUGUGUGAGGAGAGAUACUUUAAACUAUAAGGAUGAAUCUCACAAAAACACAUCCAGGUCGCAUUUAAUGCAAUUUAAUACACUCGUUUUCAAGUACAAAUAAUAUUUACUUGAGAAACAAAACAUAUUAAGCUAUUAAAAUUUCAGAUUUGCUUUAAAAAAAAACAAAAUUGCCAAUGUGGCCAGAAAACAAACUGAAUUCGAAUUGAAAACAAUUAUAUAUAAAUAUACAAAGGUAUUAUAUUUAUAUGCAAUGAUAUUUAUUAUUUUACGCAAAAUAAUAUGUUGUUUUCCUUCUCAAACAAAUAUUUUAAAUAUUUAAAAACAAAAAAUAGCUUUUUUUUGCAGUGUAAUUGCAAACAGGCUUUUUAAACAAGAACAACAAAUAUUAAUGCAUUUUGGAGUGAAACAUGACUUGCAUGUUAUUUUUUGUGAAAUUCACCAAUUGCAUAACCACACAGCUUUAAGAUGGCAUCGGGUCGCAGGUUUUUUCAACUGUGCGUUAGAAAAAACCCCGUCAGAAGCACAAAGCACAACACACGUGAAGGACACGCCGACCGCAGAUCUCUCACACCGUUAUAUUGGCCGGCCGGGUUUGUGAGCACAAUCCUGAAGCACAUUCAAUUUGCAAUAGAACAGGGGCUGGACCACACCGAUUGUUCUUCUAUGGUUAAAAAACAACUCAGGAUGAUAAGACCGAAGAACAAGCAUCUCACGAGCUCAACACACUCAAUGAAUUACAUUGCAAAACACACACACACAUCGCUGUUUGCUGUCAUGACUGUAACCGUAUUAAGCUAAGAAACCAAACACAAGUGAACUGGCAUUGGUGAUCAGGGCCUUUACAAGAGUUUAAGAGGACAAUCUCCACACCAAUGCCAGCCAGUUUAGCUUUCCCAAAGUGUGCAUGACUCCUUCCCUCGUAGUUUCCUAGCUCACUCAUCUCAAAUUCCAUCCCUCGUCCUCAUUUAUUAUUGAACCGACGAACAAACAGAGCCGGUAAGCAGUUCUCUCCCGGGUUACGCUUGGAUCACUCAAAACGGACACUGAAGACUUUUUCUAUUUAUUGACAAAUCGACACCAAAGAAACUUUUUCUGCACCUAACUGUUCUGCAAACGAAUAUGUUCAAAGGAAAAACAAAAAAAAAAAAACAACAACAAAAAAACAAAACCAAAAAAAACAUGACUGUGACAAAGCGGGAACGCCGAGCCGUCGUCUUUGUUGCGCUCGGAUCGGUGGAGACUUUGGAAGCAGAAUGGGAUCGGAAGGGUUUUCGAAUGCGACGGAGCUGUUCCCACGGCAAACGGAGGAUGAUGCGUCUCUCAAAAUGUGUGCCUAUGCAGUUUUUUCAACCAAAAUGGAAAGAACAACGAAAACCUCAUCAGCUACAAUACCAAAGAUUCAGAGUUACUCCCGCCGCAAUUCCCUUCAGUUUCCCGUCCCGCCUGUUCAGGCGCAUUGGCGCGGCACAGAGGGGAUCGCAGCGGCUCUCCUCUCCAAACAUGGGACGUCUAGGGUUCAGCGUUUGGCUCAUUCCAUCCAUUUUGCAGCUAAAACUAAAGGUGUAACUCAGCCUGAUGGGCAUACCAAAGAUAAACGCCUUUAAGCACAUGCAACCUCACUCUUUCCCAUUUUCCCAAGCUGAACGACUCAUUAUGUUAUCGUUUUGCACUCACAUCCCAUCAUAGUCCAAAGAUGGAUCAGUUCCACCAAUCCAGACGUCAUCCAUCCAUCAUUUCCCAACAUAUGCACGCUCGUUUCCAAGCGUUGAAUCCCAAGUCCCUCGUUUGAGAGAGCCGCUGCAGCCGGUUCCAUCACUUGCUAUAUUCCAACUAAAAAGCCAAUAAUCUGCCAAAAACGCUCACUUAAUCUGUAGAGAGGAAACUGCAGACUGUAGGUCGAAUAGCUUUAUCCUUUAGCUUUCUCUCUUUAAAAGCUUCUAGUCCAAAGAUUCUCCAACGCCAGUUGGUUGGAGCUUCAUCUGCUCUUCACGACAGUCAGGUCUUUAGCAACACGGGCCAAAGAGCUUUCCUUUGCUUGUCUUAGUACUUAUAUUUUGCCAAUGCCUCUGUACAAUGUCUUACCCAGGAUUUGCAAUAUGUGAUUUUAUUUAUGUAAUUUAUAUUUGUUAUGAUUGAACUUAAUUUAAAUUAACCAAAACCUCCCCUUUUAUCCUGAUUACUAGCUUGCCAAAGUUUACAUUUACUUCUUUUGCAUGUUGGACACCAUCAGACGUAUUUAUUUAUGACUAGUAUGCAUAGGUUAUUUUUUUGGUUUCUUAAUUAUUUAAUGCUAUUUAAUUAGAUGUAAUUGACUAUUUAAGACUACUAGUGCAUCAAAGAUGCAGUGCUCCUCUUAAUUUAUUAGUUAGCUUUACUUUAAAAAGCAACACAAAGGGUGUAUUUAAUUUUUCUUAGAAAGAUAAUUCUGGAAAUGUGUUAGCGAUCAGGUUUUAGUUGUAAUUUAUGUGUAUGGAAAUUGUUUAGGUUUUGUCUGUCCUUUUUUAUUUUCGAAUGAAAACAAUCUGUCUGAAGGGGCAUUUGCGAUCGAUUUACACUGUUGUGUCGAAGGACGAGCAGCGAAUUUCAGCCGGAUGGUAUACGGAGCCACACGUUAACGGAGAUCAACGCAGAACUCACCAAAGAUAAAUCCCACGGAUGCUGAGAGGCCGUUUGUUCAUUGCUUCACUCGUAGAAGGACGUAGAGGAAUCCCUUAAAAAACUAGAAAAAGCUGCUUCCAAGACUGACUUGUGUGUGUGUAUAAAAGUCUUUCUAUCUCUAUAGUGAGAACCACAGAGGCUACCUCACUGAAUUUUCCAUUUGUAAUUUUAAUCGUGUUGAUGAAACCAAAGAUACCAAAGAUUUCUUUUUCUCGAGUACGGUCUGCGCUUGACGCCAUGCUUUGGAUAUUUUGAUAAUGCCACUCUCUCUGUUUCCUCUUCUUCCUCUUUCAGACACGAGUCCCUCCUCUCCUCUGAAAAAUAAGUGCAAUGGAGCGGAUGGCACUCGUGUCGAGCUGUACAUUUUAGUGCUGUGUGCUUCUGAUCGCCUCUUACCGGUCAGAAUGUAAAAGACCGUGAUGCAAAAACCAACCCACUAACAAACACCCAUCCUGCACAGAAACAUGAACGUUAUCCCAUAUUCUUUAAUCAAACACAAUGAAUAGAAAAGUUUAGAAAUUUGUAGUUUUGACGGUUUGUUCUAGUCAAAGUAACUCUAAUGCCAAAUUUACACCGCAAAGGUGGCACAGAAGCGCCUCUGAAGUGGCAUUCAGGUGACUUUACACAGAUUGUUUAAUGCUGCUUAGAAGUGGCAUAAAUGCAGAAAUUACAACUGGCUUUUGUGCCGCAAAUUUUAAGCAGGCUUAGAGAAGCCUUAACUUCACAUGAUGCAUGCACUGGGCCUAAUACUGCAAGUUUACAAUUAAAAAGUGGCUCAGAAGUGCCUCUGAAAUGUCAUUUAGGUGUUUAUACACAGACUGUUUAAUGCUGCUCAGAGGUAGCAUAAAUGCAUUUACAUGACAAUUGCUACUGUAUACAGGCAUAAGUUAGACUGUCUUUUAUGCAACAUUGCAUCAUUAAACUACAUUUUAAGCAGGCUUAGAGCAGCCUUAACUCAGCUGUCUUUACACUGACUGUUAAAUGCUGCUUAGAGCAGGCAUAAAUGCAUUUACAUUGCAAGUGGAACUGUAUAAAGGUAUAAUUUAACCUGGUUUUUAUGCAGCGUUGCAUCAUUAAACUAAAUUUUAUGCAGGCUUAGAGCAGCCUUAACUCAGCUGUCUUUACACAUCAUGUUUAAUGCUGCUUAGAGCAGGCAUAAAAUCAUUUACACAACAAGUGGAACUGUAUAAAGGUAUAAUUUAACCUGGUUUUUAUUUAGCAUUGCAUCAUUAAACUAAAACUUAUGCAGGCUUAGAGCAGCCUUAACUCAGCUGUCUUUACACUGACUGUUAAAUGCUGCUUAGAGCAGGCAUACGUGCAUUUACACAGCAAGUGGAACUGUAUAAAGGUAUAAUUUAACCUGGUUUUUAUGCAGCAUUGCAUCAUUAAACUAAAUUUUAUGCAGGCUUAAAGCAGCCUUAACUCAGCUGUGUAAAGCCAGCACAUCAAAAGUUGCUGAACAAAGAUGCACUUAGCAUUAAUACUUGUGCAAAAUUUACAUCGCAAAUGUGGCACAGAAGGCCUGUGAAGUGACAUUUAUAGUUGUCUUCACAGACUUAAAUGCAUUUUUGUCACAAGCUGCAUUGCAUUUUGUAGAGAUUUCCAACUGCCUACAAUUAUGGCAUCUUUACACAGCUGAGUUAAGGCGGCUUUAUGCCUGCUCGGAAAUUCAGUGAUGCUGCAUUAAAGCCAGACUUAGACUUAAUAUCAAAUAUAUAGUUGCAAUUGCUGUGUGAAUGCAUUUAUGCCACUUUUAAGCAGUAUUAAACAGUUUGUGUAAAGAGACCUAAAUGCCACUUCAGAAGCACUUCUGUGCCACCUUUACAGUGUAAAUUUGGCAUGAAAGAAAUGCGGUGUAGAAACAAUUUCUUACAGAGAAAUUGCAGUUAGAAAGAAACUAGAAACAAGGAAAUUUUAAAACUGAAAGAUUUAAAUAAUGUUUAAAACAUACCCCAAGAAAAUUAUUUACAGCAUUUUGAAGUGCAAUAAAAUGCCAAUUUGGACAUUGCCACAACUCCACAAUUUUGUUAUAGAUUAUGAUGACAAACAUGAACUUCUAAGCAAAUAAAAUACAUAAAUUAGUCAAAGUUAUUUCAUCACAUGAAGAUAAAACCCGUUUAGCAAACCUCAAGUAAAAAUACACCCAGUAUUUAGUGUUUUCUUUCUCAAAAAUCCAUUCUGGCAAAAAUAAUGUUGGUGUUUCUGUGCACGACGAACUCUAAAACCAAAGACAAAAUCGAAUCAUCUCACAGCAGACCGAAGGGACUGGGUAGGGACGACUUUCAGGAAAACGUGGCUAAAUACACACCACAAACGGCAGAUGGGAUGGUAUUGAUCCGUUCUGCUGCAGGUCGUACAUCAUUCCGUCCUGUUGCAAAACUAACACAUUUACUUGUAAAAACAGCAUCUGUUAACAGGGACGCGAGCGUGUCCCGCAUCGAUCGUAAGGUCAUUAGGUCAAUAUUCUUAGCGGUGAUUCCGUGUUUAUGACGUGGAUGGAAUCUGAUCAUUGCAUCGAUUAAACCAAAACAGAUUCUCGUCGGUUUCCAUCCCAAAGUGAUAUUUGUUUCCACCCCGACAAAGACGUAGAGAGCGCUUUAGUUGCAAAGUAUGAGAUAUUGUUGGAUGAGUGCCUUGCUUGAACCAAAGCGAAGUUUGACCUCUCUGUUUCUUCUUCUGUUAGUACCUCAGCGACAGGAAAAAACCUGCGAGACGCGGUUUUCAUACAGCUUUGCAAUGCAAUCCUGCAGAGAACAAAAGACUAACUAUACCAAAGGCUUUCUAGACUUGACUUUUUCUUUCUUUUGAAUGGUUGCAAAGCUUUAAAUAAGAAAGAAACCCCUGAGGCAUGUCGAGGGCGCAGACCGUGCUUUUCUUACCAAAUUUUUCUCGGAUAUACCUCAUAGAAGAUAGUGUUAGGGUAUUGUUAUUAUAGCGUAUGUAUUAAAUUAUUCACUUACUCUUAUUUUUUAGUAACUGUGACUUAAGACAAACCAAGAAAAAAAAGCUUUAUACAUCUUAAGUUGUGUUUUUUUUUUUUUUUUUGUAAUAGCUGAGGUUCGCUUACCAAAAAAGAAAAAAAAAAAGAAAAAAAAAACACAAUGCUUGUCUUUUUCUCUCUUGUUAUUGUGACAACUUUCACAUAUGUUUUGUGGUGCAACUUUUUUUUUGUUUUCUCCAUGACUUUAUAUUUGUGAAGGGUGGCUCAUAUUUUUAACAAGGAUGUUAUUUUUGGAUCGGGAAUUGGUUUGUUGCUAGAAUGAGCCUUGAGUUUAGUUUUUUUAGUCGUUGUACAGCUUCGCUUUCAUUCACACCAUCCAUUUUCUCCUUCGAUUCUUCGUUGCAUGUGAAAACAGCAUUGCAGCGUCAUUCAAUGCCGCAGCCUUGAUUUAUGCAUGAAUAUCUCUACUGCUUUAGCUAGCGUGUCAUGCAUUGUCGUCAAUAGCUUCAGAGUUUGGAUCCGUCUUGUUUAGUUUUAACUGAGCCUCGUUUUUUGCAUGUCGGCCUGAUUGGAUGUCUAUCGAAACAGCGUGCACUUGAUCAGGGAUGCGUUUCCCAAACUAAGUUAGCAACUUUGUUGGUUGCAAUGCAACUUCCCAUUGCCAACCAACUACGUUGCUAACAGGUUAGCAUCUAUGGUUUUGGGAAACGCACCCCAGUUCGGAUGAAUUGUUCUGAUCGAGUGCACCGUGACUGUUAAUCUUCCAUUCUCACAAACAGAAACCGAUCAUCUAUAUCGAACAGGGACAAAAUACAAUGUUUGUUUGAACACCAAAUUUGACUCCAAAAUUGGAUUUUUUAGCGAAUCGUUAUGCUCUAAAUACAUCUACAACACCAAUCCUAUCCAAAAAUACAACAACUAAACAUGCAAUGUCCUCAAAUACAGUUAAAAUGUACCAGACAAUCUACUUCUUAUGUAAAAAACCCUUUGAGUCACAGGCGUUUCAGGAGUUGUUUAACUGAGUAUUGGCGUCUUGUGUUGUCCAAAGAUCACGUAUGUAACUGGAUGUAUGUAACGAUGGAUGUAACGUUGAACCGCUCGUCGAACACGACCGCGGUGUAUUAUGGACUGUAUUCCAAAGAUCUGCUGUUUUGAUUCGAAUUGGAAUUAUUUUCUUUUCCAUCAUCUUUGUUCAUUUGUUGGUUUGUUGAAUCAUGUAAAAAUUGAUUUUUGUUGUUGGAAAUCAUGAGAGAAAAUUGAUCAAAUUUUAGUUUUGCAUUCACGAUCAACGUCUUUGAAACAUUCAAAGUUCAUGUUCUUCCACAAAAAAAUUUUGACCAUAAAUAAAGAGAACAAGUGAUUUUAUUUCGAAACCAUGUUUCAUCAAUCACAAUAAAACCUGUCUUGUGAUGUACAUUGA